UUAGUGGGUCUUUCGGUAGAUUCCAUACCAGUUUUGUUUUGUUUUUGUGGAUCUCACAAUGUUUCUGCGAAAUUCUAUAAAAGUCAAGCCUUGCAGCGAGAACAACAAUGAGACCGGCGAUAAAGUCCAACAGAAAAUUCAAAUGAUAUACCAAUGGCUGGCCGAUAAUCCCCAUGUCAACGCCUGCACCGACUUUGACAAUUUGAGCCGUUUCCUGCACAGCUGCAAAUAUGAUGUGGAUCGUACAAAGAAAAAAAUCAAAAGUUUCUACCAAAUGCGAGCUGAGCGUACGGAAUGGUUUUCAAAUCGGGAUCCUACACUACCAGAAAUACAAGAACUACUCGAAUUGGGAGUUUUACUACCCGUACCGGGCGUUGAUGAGAAACAACAAAAAGUUGUCAUUAUUCGCACAGCCGUUCACGAUCCAAAAGUGCACACGCAAAAUAAUGUCUUCAAAGUUAUGAAAAUGAUACUCGAUCUGCUGAUUAAAUUCGAACCCGACAAUUGUUUACGUGGCAUUGUGGCCAUAUUCGAUAUGAACGGAGUCCAGUUGGGUCAUGCCAUGCAACUAAAUCCGAAAUUGAUCAAACGUUCUGUGGAAAGUUGGCAGGCCUAUCCAUUUCAACCAAAAUUACUGGAAUUCAUCAAUACUCCCAUGCAUGUGAACCUGGUGUUGAAUACAUUCCGAGUAUUUAUGACGCCCAAAAUGCGAUCACGGGUGGUUGUCCAAAAACGCAACUGUUCGGUAAAAUGCGAAAAUCUGCCCUCGGAUCUGGGAGGCAAGGGUCCUUCGUAUAAGGAGCUGGCAAUACAAUGGAAACGUUUGGUGGAAGAAAAUGCCGCCUACUAUGUGGAAGAUGAUAAAUAUAAGAGCACCAUUGCAAAUAAUUCAAAAUAGUAUAGGAAGGCAAAAACAGGAAAGAGAUUUUUAAUAAUUAAGUACCUGUAUCCAUGGGCGGAUAUGCAUGUAUCGAAAGUUAAAAGUUGAAAAAAUAAUAAUGGAUCAUUUGAACUUGGAUCAGUAUUAUAUACUUAUCACUGUGAAGUUUAGAGGAGAUUUGACAGACGCAAUCAACAGCAAAUACAAAAAAAAAAUAUUUUUUAACGAAUUUUCAACAAAGAAUUUAAAUCAACGGAAUUUGAAACAAAUAUUUGAAUAAGUAAACAGUUGGUAUACACUGACAAAAAACUUUUGCAAAUGUAAAUGUAACCCUUGUUUGCUUAUAAAUCAAAUAUUUUCUGCUGAUUCUUACCUUAAUAGAUAAGUUAAAUGUUAAUGAAAUGAAAUCAAAAUGCAUUUACAUGCAUUAAUGGUCUCUUCUAAUACAGGAAUAGUUUCGUUUACAUCAAUUGUUUAGUUUAAUGCUCAUAAACGUGUAACUUGUAACAAGCUUAUCGAAUUACAUUCAUAUUACAUAUAAGGUAUACAUACAUAUCACUGUAUAACUUUACCUUGUUUAUGUAAAUAAAGGCGACCUAGUUAUGUUUAAUGUAAAUAAAGACAAUUUAAAAUUAAU
Molecule: messenger RNA, 1517 nt
Organism: Stomoxys calcitrans (stable fly)
Lineage: Eukaryota; Metazoa; Arthropoda; Insecta; Diptera; Muscidae
Gene: pinta
Product: retinol-binding protein pinta
Exons: 2
Coding region: 59-898 (279 amino acids)
Cellular component (GO): membrane
Molecular function (GO): phosphatidylinositol bisphosphate binding
Source: RefSeq, a predicted model, not a curated record